Mirounga angustirostris (Northern elephant seal) is the source of this 1679-nucleotide messenger RNA. RefSeq names its product TUB like protein 2 (gene TULP2). NCBI's taxonomy places the organism in Eukaryota, Metazoa, Chordata, Mammalia, Carnivora, Phocidae. The record is from RefSeq and is a predicted model, not a curated record. The transcript has 12 exons. Gene Ontology annotation, biological process: protein localization to cilium. Gene Ontology annotation, cellular component: cilium. Bases 1 to 1533 code for a protein of 510 amino acids.
AUGUCUCAGGAGAAUGACACGUGGAAGAAAGAGGCGCUGGGGAAUGAGCUCGCCGCCAUGAGGCUGCAGAAGCUGGAACAGCAGCGGCGGCUCUUUGAGAAGAAGCAGCGGCGGAAGCGCCAAGAGCCCCUCAUGGUUCAGGCCAAUCCCGACGCUUCCCUGCGGCCCCGGCGACCAUGGAGGCGGGAGGAGCGCCUCGCGGGUGACAGGGGCCUUGGGAACCCUUUCCUCCAGGAGUACAUGCCAGAGGCACAUCUGCACUCUGGUGCCCACAGUGCCCUGGGCAUCGUGAGCUGCGGUGGAGACGGCAGCGGUGAGCGUGGCCCACUGGCAUCGCCGACAGAAGGAGACAGUUCCGAUCCGGAGUUGGAGGAAGUCUCCGUGGAGGAUGUUCCUGCUUCUCCACCUCCUUAUAAAGAGCCUCCGGGGACUCGACGCAGGGGUUGGCCAGCCCGCCAACGACCUGGGGCCAGUGCGGAGGAAGAGAGUGAAUCCCAAGAGGUUGGAGAUGAAUAUGAGGCAGCCAGUCCAGAACCAAACCCUGGCAUGGAUGGUGACCUGGGACGUGGAGACUUAGCCUCCAACAAGGGCGAAGACUUGGCAGAGAAGAAGGAGGAGUCGGAGUCUACGGUGAGGAACUCCCCACCGGCAGCCGAAGAGGAGGUGUCCGAGACCCCGGAAGGCGAGGUCGGCGCGGGCAGCAGCGAUGUGGGGAGCUCACCCCGCUCGCCUCCCCUCGCGCCAGGCCCUCGGCUGGGAGAGGACAUGGAAGCUUAUGUGCUGCGGCCGGCGCUGCGCGGCCGCACGGUGCAGUGCCGCAUCAGCCGCGACAAGCGCGGCGUAGACAAGGGCAUGUUCCCCCUCUACAGUCUCUACCUGGAGGCGGCCGACGGCCGGGAGCACUUCCUCCUGGCUGGGCGCAAGAGAAAAAGGAGCACAACCUCGAAUUACCUCAUUUCCCUGGACCCCAAAGACCUGUCUCGGGAUGGGGACAACUUUGUGGGCAAAGUCAGAUCUAAUGUCUUGGGCACCAAGUUCACCAUCUUUGACAAUGGGGUGAAUCCUGAAAGGAAGAAUUUCGUCCCGGAGACCGCUCGCAUCAGAGAGGAGCUGGGGGCUGUGUGUUAUGAGACCAACGUCUUGGGAUUCGGAGGGCCCCGGAAAAUGACUGUGAUCAUUCCAGGAUUCGAUUCCCAGAACCGGAGAAUCAGCGUCCAGCCUCAAAACGAACGGGAGUCGCUACUGAGUCGCCUCCGACGGGGGGCCAGCCAGGGCCUGGUCCUGCUGCAAAACAAACCCCCGUCGUGGAGCGACGAGAGCGGCGCCUACGUACUCGAUUUUCAUGGUCGAGUCACUCGGGCCUCGGUCAAGAACUUCCAAAUCGUGCAUCCGGAUGACCCGGACUACCUGGUGCUCCAGUUCGGCCGCGUGGCCGCAGACACGUUCGCCAUGGAUUUCCGCUUCCCGCUUUGCCCGCUCCAAGCCUUUGCCGUCUGCUUGUCCAGUUUCGGUGGCAAGCUGGCCUGUGAGUAAUCCAAUGAAAUACCAUGCCCUCACCAGCUUCUGUGCCUGCUCAUUUGGAGAAAGGGCCCCCGCAUGCCUUCUUUUGCUCCACCUUACUCAUAACCAACCCAUCAUACUCUGCCUGGGUGCCCACAGUCCUGCGCUCCAGGGGAGUA